AUGGCUGCCGACUGGCGUGACUCUGAGGUGACAGGAACGAGCAGGCGAGGACAAACUAAGAUGAGGCAUCUCCCCUCGUUCGGUCCAACAUCCUCCUCACUUGCCUUCCUCCCUGUCCCUUCCAGCCUACCUGCUCUCCUCUCAACCAUUCCCCAACUUCAUCCCAUAACUCCUUUUCCCUCUCCCUCUCCCCUCUCCGUUUACUUCUCCCUUCUCCUUCUCCCUCUCCCCUCUCCCACUCACCUCUCCCUCUCUCCUCUCCCUCUCCCCUCUCCCUCUCCCCUCUCCCUCUGCCCACUCCCACUCCCCUCUCCCACUCCCCUCUCCCACUCCCCUCUCCCACUCCCCUCUCCUACUCCCCACUCCCACUCCCCUCUCCCUCUCCACUCACCCUCUCCCCUCUCCCUCUCCCCUCUCCCACUCACCUCCCUUUCCCCUCUCCCACUCCCUUCUCCAUCUCCCCUCUCCCACUCACCUCUCUCCUCUCCCUCUCCCCUCCCCUCUCCCCCUCUCCCCUCUCCCUCUGCCCACUCCCACUCCCCUCUCCCUCUCCCCUCUCCCUCUAACCACUCCCACUCCCCUCUCCCACUCCUCUCUCCCUCUCCCUCACUCCCAUGA
Messenger RNA from Closterium sp. Naga37s-1, 618 nucleotides. NCBI's taxonomy places the organism in Eukaryota, Viridiplantae, Streptophyta, Zygnematophyceae, Desmidiales, Closteriaceae. The record is from the annotation of a GenBank genome assembly.